Molecule: messenger RNA, 2579 nt
Organism: Pleuronectes platessa (European plaice)
Lineage: Eukaryota; Metazoa; Chordata; Actinopteri; Pleuronectiformes; Pleuronectidae
Gene: zdhhc24
Product: zinc finger DHHC-type containing 24
Exons: 3
Coding region: 256-1131 (291 amino acids)
Biological process (GO): protein targeting to membrane; peptidyl-L-cysteine S-palmitoylation
Cellular component (GO): endoplasmic reticulum; Golgi apparatus
Molecular function (GO): protein-cysteine S-palmitoyltransferase activity
Source: RefSeq, a predicted model, not a curated record
CACUCGCGAGCAGAUUCCGUCCAUUGACAGGAGCCGUGGUGAGAGUGGCAGCGUCUUGUAUUUACUUUGUUGUGACCUUAGUUUGUCUCAGAAGAAGUUGAAGGUUUAAAUAAUAUCACGAGUCUGGAGUAAAGUCGGUCAGGACGCUAAAGAGUCGGUUGUUACGCCACUGAAGCUAACAGACGCUUAUUCGAGGGUGUGUCUGUCAAACCGGUCCCUCCACGACCACACCGCGGCCACAACCGAGAGGGAAACAUGACGAGUGUGGCCGCGAAAGUUUUCUGCCGGGUGGAGCGGGUGUGUCGCCACCUGCCCGUGGUCCUCAACACCUUCCUGGUCUUCUCCAUCACCGCGGAGGUGAGCUAUCUGGUGGUGGUCGAGGCUCCGCUGGAGCCGGACCAGAAGAAGACGGAGUGGUCCGCCUGGUGGAAGCUGGUCCACCUGCUGGCCCAGUACUUCAUGCUGGGAAACAUCUGCUGGAACGCCCUGCUCUUCUUCAGGACCAGUCCCAGCAUCAGGGGGGUGUUCCUGGGAGGAGAAGGCGUAGGUCAGGGCUGGAGGUACUGUUACACAUGUGAGACACACACUCCUCCUCGAUGCUCCCACUGCUAUGACUGCAAAGUGUGUGUGCUGCGGCGGGAUCACCACUGUGUCUUUUUCGGCCAGUGUGUGGGCUUUCGCAACUACCGCUUCUUCCUGAGCUGCCUGUUGUUCAUGUGGUCUGGGCUCCUCUACGCCACAAUGAUGAACGCCGAGGUCUUCAUUGUCAUACUGAAGGAGGGAGUGAGCCUGCACAGCAUCCUGCUGCUGCUCAUACCCUGGAUCAUGCUUGUUUCAGGCCAGGUCUCAGCCCGCGCCUUUGCCUUCGCCUUCAUCGCUGACACAUGUGUGGUGGGCUUCCUGCUGGUGUCCUCAUUCUUCUUCUUCCACCUCUUCCUGCUGUUUCGGGGACAGACCACCAGGGAGUGGUACUCAUCCCGCCGACCCUACAACCUGGGAGUCCUGGGCAACAUGCGCAGCACCCUGGGCAUUCGCUGGUACCUCUGCUGGAUCUGCCCUCUCAUCCCAUCACCUCUACCUGGAGAUGGGAUCAACUUCCCGGUCACGGGGUCACUGGAACCCAGCCGGUAACAGCUAGGAGGUCCGAAGAUUACCAGGCUGUUUGUCCUUACUUUUGUGGUGAUGGUUAAUGGUGGUAGGGAUCAGCAGCAGGGGAGAUCGCCUCAGUUCAAGAGGAGACAUUUUGGGAUGGGAAGAAGCUAGAAUAUCAUGUGGUUUUGUUGGAUUUUGCCCAUCAAUAUCUUCUCUGUAUCUUUAGCAGAGGAUCUAGGGGUCUACUUGAGAAGGUACUUUGAUUUGAACCAAAGGUAAUUUGUACGCUCAUUGAGGCGGGCUUCAAGUUUCUUUGGAGUACUGAGCACUGAAAUGUAUGUAAACGUGAAUGUAUUUUAUUGAAGAUGAAAAUUUAACAGUUUUAAAUGCUCACUACCAGGCUCUCACAGACUGCAGCUGCUGUGUCGUAGUCCGGCUGGAUGCAGUUUAGCUGCCUAAAUGUGAGGGGCGAACGCAUUUGGCUUGCGCUGUUCCUGAAUAGACGAUCGGAUUAUUAACUACACCGUCAUUUGCCUCUUAUAUGCUGUUGUGCGUUAGCUGCUGUGAUUAUAAAGCUGAGUUUAUUGCAAAUACACUGAACUUUUUACUGGAUACUGACAGUGAUGUCUUACCAUCCGAAGGGCAACUUCUCUGAAAGCUAAUGUUGCAGUUUACAGACACAUGUGAAGUAAUUUAGUAAAUGCAGUAUUUAAAAUCUUCCUAUUGACAUCACUUGUGAAUGGUCCUUCUCCAUGUUCCAUAUCAAACUGUGCAUGUGUCAGUCAGAAAGCGACUGUUAAACCAAACCUACAGUGUAAUGACAUGACACGUUCUGACUGCUGUGCUCCAUUUUCCUACUCUUUAUUUGUUUUUACAACCAGUGAUACAACACACCGUCAGACGCCAGGCUUCAGGGUGACAUUUUUCCAGAAAUGUUACACUCUAACAGUUGUAUAGUUAUAUUUUUUUCUCCUGAUAUGUUUCCUGGAAAUGUUUUACUAGGUUUUUUAUGAGAUUAUUUUAUUUAAUCACUUUUCCGGUGCUCAAAACCUGCCUUGAUUCAGUGAUUAGUAUGAGUUAGGGACACAGCGUUGAUGCCAUCUUCACUUUUGUUGCCUCAUUACAACAUCCCCAUCCACUGCUCUUUUGCAUCUUUGCUUUUUGUCAUUUUAAUUGUCCCGGCCUUUAAAUGUUGUGGAAAAAUCUUAUGCCUUUGUUUCGCGGCUGCUCUUACUUGUCCAACACAAAAUUGACAGUACAAUCCAAACUAUUGUUUGUCAGCAUUGGUAGUUGUUUUGCUGAAUAUAUUUGUGCUUUAUUUCUUUUUUCCACUCUGUCGUGCCAUUCGAUGUUUGUUUUUGCCAUUAAAGGUUGAUUAAGUUAAGGUUUAUGAAGGGGAACUAUGGAAAAAUGUAUAAUUUAAUUAUUUUUUACACUGAAAAUUGGUGUCAGUUGUGUUGUGGUAAUAAAACUUGGGAUUGAAAUGA